Notothenia coriiceps (black rockcod) is the source of this 1417-nucleotide messenger RNA. RefSeq names its product xyloside xylosyltransferase 1 (gene xxylt1). The record is from RefSeq and is a predicted model, not a curated record. Gene Ontology annotation, molecular function: xylosyl alpha-1,3-xylosyltransferase activity. Gene Ontology annotation, cellular component: endoplasmic reticulum membrane. The transcript has 6 exons. The coding region runs from base 545 to 1417 and encodes 290 amino acids. Gene Ontology annotation, biological process: protein O-linked glycosylation via N-acetylgalactosamine. NCBI's taxonomy places the organism in Eukaryota, Metazoa, Chordata, Actinopteri, Perciformes, Nototheniidae.
UAUGUUGUUGCUAGGUUGUUAGCUAGAGAUUUAUCCAACUAAUCGUUUUGCCAUUUUUUCUCUUGAAAUCACAAAGCCCUGCAAACACCGUAAUAGCGAAAGAACGACGCAUGUAUGCAAGGGUGCAUUUGCAUUUUAAACAACCAAACAGCUUUGCUUUAUGCUCGGGUUAAGCAAACAGCGUCGGACUCAACGACCAACAUAGAGGCGCAAAGUCGACGUCUGCUAACUUAGCAUCUUCGUAAAGCAGCCGGCAUGUCAACAGUUUGCCGCAGGGUUUCUUACUGCAGGGAUUUAGUUUGUGGGGCAUUUCGUGGACUUUAACCUUGUCCUUAUUGUCAAUGUUAAGUCAGCUAAUGCAGCAUUACUUCAGAAACGUGAGGCUCUAGAGACACGGGGCGAACAAGAUGGCAAAAUGAAACUGCAGAGAUCAACGACAGGAAGAUGUGGGUAAUUUACCACACAUAGCUACAACAUGGAGGGACAUAACCUGGUGACUGUAAUGCCUUGCACACCCCCACUCUUAUGACACCAACAGGGAGAUAUGGGCUUCCUCAGACUGGUGGUCAGAAUCAUGGGUAGGAUCAGUACUUUCCGGUCCUAUCAGUUUGUGCUUCUGCUCGCUGCUGCGCUUGCUGUUGCAGCUUUUUACUACUUCGGCUCAGAGAGGCAGAACUUCUCCAGCACCACAAAGAGGAUCAAGCAGACCCAGUCCACACACAACACCAACAGAAAUGAUGCAGAUUUAACUGUGGACACCAGGCUCUCACCCAAAGAUGUAUCUGAGGAGCAGGGAGAGGAACAGCAAGAUGUGGGAGGAGUGAGCGAAGAAUUUAGGCCUGGGAAGGGAGAGAUUGGUGGCUCUGGUGACCAACACUACCACGCACUCAUGAUGUUCACCAAGGUGGACAAAAGUCGGAGUCUGCAGGACAAGUUCAGAGUGGCAAUGUUGUCUAUGGUGAAGCACGGAGAGUUCAUGGAAGGAGAAGUGUUGGUCCUUCAUUUUGUGAGCGAUCCAGCCAGCAAAGAACUGGGAGAGAAGAUGCUGCAGGAAUUUCUCCUUGAUGCAACGUUUAAGUACGAGACCCUCACAUCGUCGGUGUACGACGGUCGGGAGCAUGGCCUCUUCGUGGAGAAGCUGGACGUGCGGAUCAGGAACCACGACCGGGAGAUCGAGAAGAUGUGCAACCAUCACUUCCAGGGCUUCGUGGACUCCAUCACUGAGCUGCUGAAAGUGAGGGGGGAGGCGCAGAAACUCAAGGCUCUAAACAUGCUUUAUAGUCUGACGCGCAUAGUGCAGCUUGACCUGGAUCUGAAAUACAGGACCAACAUCAGGGACCUUUUUAAAGAAUUUGACCGGUUUCCUCCAGGAGCGGUGAUAGGCAUCACCAGAGAGAUGCAGCCCGUCUACAGGUGA